Messenger RNA from Leptinotarsa decemlineata (Colorado potato beetle), 1113 nucleotides. RefSeq names its product Ecdysone-induced protein 93F (gene Eip93F). Gene Ontology annotation, biological process: regulation of transcription by RNA polymerase II. Gene Ontology annotation, molecular function: DNA binding. NCBI's taxonomy places the organism in Eukaryota, Metazoa, Arthropoda, Insecta, Coleoptera, Chrysomelidae. The record is from RefSeq and is a predicted model, not a curated record. Gene Ontology annotation, cellular component: nucleus.
CGAGAAUCGACAGUUGUGUUUUUUGGAUCUUCAUAAUCUUCAAAAGCACCAAUGCUCGUUGAUUAUGGCUUGGAACGAAUCGCUGAAGAGUUGAUGGGCCGAAGGAAAUGGAAACUGUACCAAGAAUCCAUGUCAAGAAGUUAUCUGCAACCGUUGAACAACAAUAUAAAAAGAUCAAACCCACCCGAAGAAGAUUUAGACGAGUACUACCAUCACCACAAGGACUACAAACAGAACUUGCACCCGCACCAAGCGGACUCGGAGGGAAACGAGCCGAAAACGGGAGGCAAAGAGGAGGAGGCGAGAGGCGAAGGAGGAGGAGGAGACCGCGCGAUAGAGGGACACCAGAAGGAAAACGAAAAGGACGUCGACAGGCUGAAGGAUUGGACGCCGCAGGACAAGUGUUACUUUUGCGUGGACGGCAAGCUGGAUAGUGAACACACGACGCACGGGGUCUUGAGUCCCCGUCCAUCGGACUCGGACACUUCGGAUAGUCACAGUGACAGCGAAGUGCCUGCAUCUUUAACACCUACCUCUAGAGGACUGCUGAAUAACAACCAUAAUCAUCACAGGCAUAACGUUCAGCACCCCGUGACGCCAUCAUCAGCCAUGACGACGAUCGAGAACGUGUCCAUGGCGGCGCUGGCGGCCGCCGCCCUCUCUGGGGGCGCCAGCCCCGUAGGCACCCCCGCUGCCCCUCACCUGCCGUUCUAUAACCCGGCCAGCGUCCUGACGCAUAAUUGGUACCUCGCCAACGUCGUCCGGUUCCAGAACGCCGCCGCCAACGAUGCCGCGGUGGACAAGGCCAGCGGUGCCGGAGAGCAGCCUCUCGACCUGAGCAAGGGGGGCUCCAACAACAAUCCUCCCGCGACGGAUAGGAAGGUACCCCUGGCCAUCAAUGUGAGACUGCCGACGUUGGACACCAAACAUAUUUUCAAAUCCAAGGAACUAUACGAACUCAAAUCCGCCCUUCACCAAAACGACUAUCCCGUCUUCCAAAUGAAAAGAUCCAUCCAACUACAGCAAACACAAACCCCACCCCACGAGUUACAUGAGGAACAGACCAACCAGACAAAAGAUUUUCUCCCCUACAUCCAUGGAGUUACUGACAAA